GGUCAAAUAUAUGUCUAUGUAGCUAAAUAUGGCUAUGAUCCUUAUACACAGUCACCUAAUGAAAUUCCCGAUGCAGAAUUACCUCUCAAUGCUGGAGACUAUGUUCUCAUUCUUGGUGAAAUGGAUGAGGAUGGUUUCUAUGAUGGUGAACUCGUUGAUGGUCGUAAAGGAUUGGUUCCCUCUAAUUUUAUUGAACGUGUUGACAGUAAGUGA
Lottia gigantea (owl limpet) is the source of this 213-nucleotide messenger RNA. RefSeq lists its product as hypothetical. Gene Ontology annotation, molecular function: protein binding. Gene Ontology annotation, biological process: neuromuscular synaptic transmission. Lineage: Eukaryota; Metazoa; Mollusca; Gastropoda; Lottiidae. The record is from RefSeq and is a predicted model, not a curated record. The transcript has 2 exons. The annotation marks the transcript as partial.